Messenger RNA from Manis pentadactyla (Chinese pangolin), 2140 nucleotides. It is a transcript of the gene PTRHD1, whose product is annotated as peptidyl-tRNA hydrolase domain containing 1. The record is from RefSeq and is a predicted model, not a curated record. The coding region runs from base 26 to 448 and encodes 140 amino acids. The transcript has 2 exons. NCBI's taxonomy places the organism in Eukaryota, Metazoa, Chordata, Mammalia, Pholidota, Manidae. Gene Ontology annotation, molecular function: peptidyl-tRNA hydrolase activity.
GAGGGCCCCCCUCCCCGAUCCCGGCAUGCAUUGGGGAGUAGGCCCAGCCCUUCAUUUGGGCAGGAAGAUGGCGGCCUCUGGCGUAGAGCCGCAGAUCCUGGUACAAUACUUGGUGUUACGAAAGGAUCUAUCCCAGGCUCCGUUCUCCUGGCCAGCGGGCGCAGUGGUGGCGCAGGCUUGUCACGCGGCCACCGCGGCCUUGCACCUUCACCGCGACCACCCGUACACAGCGGCUUACCUCCGGGAGCUGGGGCGCAUGCGCAAGGUGGUCCUGGAGGCUGCAGAUGAGACUACCCUGAAGGAGCUAGCUGAGACUCUGCAACAGAAUAACAUCGACCACAUGCUGUGGCUGGAGCAGCCAGAGAAUAUUGCCACUUGCAUUGCACUCCGUCCCUACCCCAAGGAAGAAGUGAACCAGUAUUUGAAGAGAUUCCGAUUGUUCAAAUAAUUGAGGUUAUCAGUUGCUGUGAUACAUUUGAGUAUCAUCCGGAUCCAGACACUGCAUGCCAUGUAGUCUUAAGCAUCCAUGGUAACUCACUCUUCCCUUUAAGUUAUGACAGUUUCUUGAGGGUCAAACACAUGUUCACAUUAAAGUUGUCAUUAAUAGGUACUUCCUUAUUUUUAAUUAUUAAUUAGUUCAGAUGGGAAAGGUAGGUGUGCAACAAUAUCAUCUGUUACUGCUUAAAUAGGAGAUUUGCUUAGACUCCUAUACAUGGGUCAAGGAAAUGUUCUUCCUUCUUUGUUAGGAAUAACUGAAUUUUUCCAGUCACUCAAGUUUAAAACUUUGCCUUUGAAUUCUUUAUUUCUUAUUCAUAUCCAGAUACCGUAUUCAUUGAAUCUAGGACAACAUCAGUGUGAAGAUAACACCAUUAUUUUAAAUGUUGCUAAGGAAGAGGAGAUGCCAGUUAAAUUAAGACAUGCAAUUAACUGUCAGCUUUAUUUCAAUUUCAAAGAUGUUAAAAUAUGUGUGUAUGUAUAUAUACGUAUACCACUGUUCAUCAGGCUCUCAUUUUACUCACUGGAGUGUCCCACUGGUCUGUUCACCUCUAGUGUGUCCAGGUUAUAGUCCAGCAAAUGUUCUGCCACCUGGUUUAUCUGGGAUUAUUUAGCACCCUGUUCAAUGUAGGUUCCUGCUGGCCUAUGGAAUAAAGUCAGAAUGCUUUAGCUUAACCUUCAGGCCUUCCACAUUUACAUUUCCUACCUUUCUUUUUAGGUGAAGCUUCUAUUCCCUUAUCCAAAUUUAAUGUUUCAACAAGACACUCCUGUUCCUGCCCUCCAGUCUCUGGCCUGGGGGUCCAAUGUUAGAACCUUUCUCCUCCCUUUCCUGCCUCUGAACUUUAUUUCCAGCUCAAGUGCUAUCACCUUCACAAAGUCAAAAAUAAUGGUUCUCACCUCCUUCACUGUUAGUGGGAAUGUAAAUUGGUGCAACUAUUGUGGAAAACAAUAUGGAGGUUCCUCAAAAAACUAAAAAUAGAAGUACCAUUUGACCCAGUAAUUCCACUCCUAGGAAUUUACCUGAAGAAAGCAAAAUCCCUGAUUUGAAAAGACAUAUGCACCUGUUUAUCACUGCACAAUUUACAAUAGCCAAGAUAUGGAAGCAACCUGAAUGUCCAUUAUAAGAUGAAUGGAUAAAGAAGAUGUGAUAUAUAUACACAAUGGAAUAUUAUUCAGCCAUAAAAAGAAAAGAAAUCCUCCUAUUUGCAACAACAUGGAUGAAUCUAGAGGGUAUUAUUCCCAGUGAAAAAAGCCAGGCAGAGAAAGACAAGUACCAAAUGAUUUCACUUAUUUGUGCAGUAUAAAAAUAAAGCAAAACAGAAGGAACAAAACAGCAGUAGAGUCAUAGGCACUGAGAAGGAACUAGAGGUUUCCGAAGGGGAGAUGUUGGGGAGGAAGAAGGGGAUUAAGGGGCACAGUAAUUCACAAUCACAAUAUACGUUGGUCAUGGAGACGCUACUACAGGAUGGAGAAUACAGUUAAUGAUUCUGUAACAUCUUACUACAUUGAUGGACAGUGACCACACUGGAGGGGGUGAGGGCUUGAUAAUAUGGGUGAAUGUUGAACCACUGUGUUGUGUAUUUGAAGCCGUCAUAAGAUUGUAUAUCAAUGAUACUUUAAUAAAAUGAUGGUUUUCUUCUCUGAA